UCGUUCGUUGUGUGCCUCUCACUCCCCGCGCCAGUUCCAGAAGUGUGGAGGAGCCAUGGCUGCCGCGAACCCGUGGGACCCGGCGUCCGCGCCGAGUGCGGCUGGGCUACUGCUGAACCACUGGGUGGCUUCGGGGAUGGUCACUGAGGAGAUGUUAGGUACAUCUAAGAAAAUGGCUCCUUGCUUUGAGAACUUCUCCAGAUCACAGCAGAUCUCAGACAUGAAAGCUAAAAUCUACCAGAACAACCUGGAGAUUGAACUUCUGAAAUUAGAAAGGGAUACAGCAGAUCUCAUUCAUCCUUCCUAUUUGGUUAAGAAGUGUGAUAUCCUGCAAAGCAUGAAUAGUCAUCUGGAAGCCGUGCUAAAGGAGAAGCGGGCCAUCAGGCAAAGACUGCUGAGACCCAUCUGCCAGGAGAACUUGCCAAUGGAAGCUGUUUAUCACAGACAUAUGGUACAUUUGUUGGAAUUGGCUGUGACUUUCAUUGAGAAAUUAGAAGCCCAUCUUGAAACAGUUAGAAAUACCCCUCAUUUAGAUGCAAACCUAGCGGAAAUGAGAAAGGCUUUAUCCAAGAUGGACAAUUUGGUGAACGAGACAGAAGAACUGACAGAGAAUAUACUCAGGUGGCGAGAACAACAGAAGGAAAUUUCUUUGUGUGUCCCCAAAAUCCUUGCUGAGGAAAAUUAUCUUCACGAACUUGAUAGAGUACCUCCUUUACCUUUUGUUUCUAAAGUGCAUGCCCAAACUGUUAAUGCCAAGUGAUUGCCAUAUUUACUUUUGCUUAAUUACGUGCAGUCAAAGAAGUCCGUUUCCAGGUGAUCUGUGACAGGGAGAUUUGGUAAACUUUGUUGUUAGCAACUCUGAAAAAGCCCUCUUCUAUUGAAGUGCCGGGGCCAGGGAGAUGUCAGCAGGAAAAGCUCCUGCUUCAAUCCCUGGGAUCCACAUACCACUUUUUCAUAUGUUCCUCUCUUUGAUAAAGCUACAAAAGAUCGAAUAUAUGUGUGUUAACCUACUGUGAGUGAGUUGGACACUCAUCAGACAGAAUCUGUAUUAUGAUUCUGUGUUGUGUCUUUUAAAAACAUUUCUGAAUUGGAAUAUCCCGAGUCUGAAGAUUUUUGUGGCGACUUUCCCUGUUGAGAUUGCGGAAUGGUCACACAGCGGGCCUGUUGCCCCUGAAGUCUUAAUGAAGUGGUAGUUCCCAUGGCUGGCACAUCAAUGAGACGGGCUGUGUGACCAAGCUGUGCAGGGAGGCUUCUGUGGGACACUUGCUUUCCUUCUGAGAGUCUAGGAUGCUGGUAUAUACCAAGCAGAAAGUACCUUUGCUCCUGGUCCCUGGAAAACUCCUGGAGCACCACAUCCAUAACAAUUUUGGUGGUAGACAGCAUUUCACAGUGUCACAGUUCAAUUGCUCUACUAGCUCACGGCUGGAGUGUGGUGACACCAGGUCUCAUAUAUCCCCUUAGCAGAGCACUGGACCUGCUUGUCUUCUCAGGGAUGCCUGGGAGACAAAUGCUGAGGAUGAAGAACGAUGAGGGGGGAAGAAAAGGCAUAAUGCAAUCAAAUUUAGAAAUUUUUGUUUCGAUACUUCUUAUAUGUCCCAAGGUAGAACUUGAACUUACUAUGUAGCCCAGGCCUCCCGAGUGCAGGAAUCACAGACAUGUGCCAUCACAUCCGGCUGAAGUUUAGAGGUUUGUAAUGGAAUAUAUGAUAUAUUUUACCUACCUAGGCCUAGUCAUAAAAUUAGAGACUAGUCUACUUAAAGUAGAAUAGUAACAACUACCUCAAGCUGUUCUCGCUUACUUUGUUACUGUAAGUACUCUGGCUUAUGUUUAAAUCCUUUGAAACAUGUGCACCAGUGUGUCCAUCCUGUUGCAUUCUGUGUCAUGGAGUUCAGCGAACCUUCUGUUCAUCACAUGUUCAAUAUAAGGCUUCACCUGUUAGAUAGUAAAAUAGAUGUCCAUAAAAAACAGGAUCCUUAACCCUACACCCCGAAAAAAAAACUAUUAAAAACAGCAGAUCAUUAUUUUGAGAAAGUCUACAGCUUUUACAAAUGUACUGUGCAAAAGUGGUGUUGAGAUUUUGACCAUCACCCAGAUAACUGAUCAAAAUCCUUAUUUGUAUUUUAUCUCAAAUCUCUUUUAACAUCUAUUCAUUUUCCUUGUAUAUUAUGGUGUAGAUAUAUUCAUUAUCAUGUUACUACUACUGUUACCCUGUUGGUUUUGUAUUUAUAUUUCCUAUUAAUGCCUCAGGAUGUAAAAAUAAACUUAAUUUCAACUAAAUGCGGAUUUAUAUAAAUACCGAGUAACAGAGGGGAAAUAUUCUUAACUUAAUGUAGUAUAGACAUUCAAACUGUGCAACUCACAAAAGCUUAAGGUAAGUUAACCUAAAUUCUAAUGUAAAGAGAAAAGCUAAUUUUGUACAGUGUGGUCAGUAAGUGCUGAUUUGUUUGAGAGCUAGAAGAAAGAGUUGCCUAGGAGGGAGAAAGAUUCAGUUUUGUAGUUUUUUUGUUUCGUUUUGUUUUUUUAAUGUUACUUAGGCUGGAUUCAACAGUCCUCUGGCCUCAGUUUAACAAACUUUGAAUCUCUAUAUCUGGCUUGAACAAAUGUUUCUUUUCAUGAAAUUCAAGGGUAGUUUGCCAAGCUGGAAAUCUCUGUAGUUGCAUGGAAGAGAAAGAUGGCUCAGUGGAUAGAAGUCCCCAUGCAAGAGUGAGAAUCUUGAGUUCAACCCCAGAACCCACGUAAAUCUGAACACCCUUCAGUGAGGUGGGAGGCAAAAGGGAGGGCCAGCUAGCCUCUUAGAUGCAGCUGCAGACGAGAGACCCUGUCAAGGUUUGUCUUCUGACUUCCAUUCAUGUGCCGUGGCUUACCUAUGACUAUAGUCCUGCACAUACAGAGAUUGAAAAUAGGGAACAAGCAGGCUGAUCAGUGGAAAUCCUUGAGUGGCUUCUGGGGUGGGAUGGGAUGUCAGGCAAGCAGGCUUUGCCAGGAAGGUUUGGUCAAAAUUUGUAAAUGUGACUCCAGUGUAAAUGUGAUUGCAUAAAUAUAAUUAUGUUGAUUGGUAAAUAAAGACUGUG
Messenger RNA from Microtus ochrogaster (prairie vole), 3071 nucleotides. Its product is annotated as HAUS augmin-like complex subunit 2. Gene Ontology annotation, cellular component: mitotic spindle microtubule; centrosome; HAUS complex. Lineage: Eukaryota; Metazoa; Chordata; Mammalia; Rodentia; Cricetidae. Gene Ontology annotation, biological process: centrosome cycle; microtubule nucleation; spindle assembly. The record is from RefSeq and is a predicted model, not a curated record.